Molecule: messenger RNA, 3075 nt
Organism: Pneumocystis jirovecii RU7
Lineage: Eukaryota; Fungi; Ascomycota; Pneumocystomycetes; Pneumocystales; Pneumocystaceae
Exons: 7
Coding region: 1-3075 (1024 amino acids)
Molecular function (GO): hydrolase activity, acting on acid anhydrides, in phosphorus-containing anhydrides; nucleic acid binding; zinc ion binding
Source: RefSeq, a predicted model, not a curated record
AUGGCUCCACCAGCAAAGAAACCCAAACGACAAUUAUCUAAUGAUACUAAAUUAAUAAACAAAUUGAAAAACAUUAUUGGGCACAAUGUAAAUUCGGAUGCUUUAGAACAGCUUAUUGAAAGCUCGAAAGGUAAUUUAGAAAAAGCAGUAAAUAUGUAUUUUGAUAAAACAUGGGAAACAACGGCAACAAAGCCAUGGUCUCGACGAUAUAUUGGAAGUUUUGGGCUAGAAGGGUGGACAAGUGUAUCAGGAAAAGCGCUUUUAUCAGCGGGAGAAGUUGUUGUAUUGAAGAAACAAGCAUUUUGGGGAAGUAAGGGGGGUUCGAAGCUGACACAGAUACAACGAGGAGCAAAAAGAAGUGAUUUAGGUCGUAAAGCAUCUAGUAUUAUUAGAUUCUAUAAUUCAAAGGGAGUGGAAGUAGGACGCAUUCCACAAGAACCAACAGUAUAUAUGUCUUUCUUGUUAGAUCAAAAUACAUGUACAUUUUCAGCAAACUGUGUUUAUGCGCCACUUGAAAUGAAAAUAGGUGUGUGUUUUCAUAUAUAUAUUUAUUAUUUAAUAGUAGGCGACAAGGUACUGCUUCAAAUUACAUGUUUUAUUCACCGACAUGCGUUUUCCACUCUAAAACAUUCAUCAUUUCAGGAAAAGAGCACCAGAGAGGUUUCAAAGGUAGAAGAAAUACUUGAACUGCAUCGAAUGUCUAUUCUAUGGCUUUUAACAAAAAUUGGACUUGAACCGGAUCAUUCGAAAACUUCAGAGUAUAAGACCACCCUUAUAGAAGUAAUUAAGACGACGAAAAAAAUAUGCGAAUCAGUUCCUUUUAAAACGGUUCAUCUAAAUUCAUACAGUUCAGAUGAAUUGUCUCCAGAAGACCAAAAUAAAGAACUUGAAAAAGAGCAACUUGAUUUUCUAUACAAAAACACAGAAUCAUAUAAUCCUAACAUGAAAGAAAUGGAUCCUCCUUGUUCUUUUAAUCUAGAGCUUAAGCCUUAUCAAAAACAAGCUUUAUAUUGGAUGGUAAACAAAGAACAAGAAAAUAAUUCAUUAGAAGAAGCAAAUUCAAUACAUCCGUUAUGGAAAAUAUUUAGUUGGCCUUCUUAUGAUGAGAAUGGGGAAAGACUCUGUCUUGAAAAUACUGAUAAGUUCUAUGUUAAUCCUUAUUCUGGAAAACUAAGUCUUGAAUUUCCUAAAGCAGAUUAUGCUUAUUGCGGAGGGAUAUUAGCAGACGAAAUGGGUCUUGGAAAAACAAUUGAAAUUCUUAGUCUUAUUCAUUCUAAUAAGCCUAAAACACAAUCAAAUACUACAUCAUUUAUUAUAAAUUCCAGUACAUCUAUAAAAGCUUGUAGAACAACACUCGUUGUUGUUCCUAUGUCUUUACUUGAACAAUGGCGCUCAGAAGCGGAAAUUGCUUCAAAACCAAAUAGUUUAAAGACUCAAGUUUAUUAUGGAAUAGAUAAGUCUAUUGAUAUUUUGACACAAUGUCAAACUAGUAAUCAACCAGAUUUACUUAUAACAAGUUAUGGAAUUGUUCUUUCUGAAUGGUCUCAGAUGAUUGCAAACGAUAAAGCUUUUAAUUUAUUUGGAAUUGAUUUCUAUCGAGUUGUUUUAGAUGAGGCACAUUAUAUAAGAAACAGACUUAGUAAAACAGCAAAAGCCUGUUCUGCUUUAAAUGCAAAAAGACGAUGGGUAUUAACUGGAACACCGAUAGUAAACAAAUUGGAAGAUCUUUUUAGUCUUGUUCAUUUUUUGAAAAUUGAACCCUGGGGUAAUUUUGUAUUUUGGAAAACUUUUGUUACUGUUCCAUUUGAAUCAAAGAAUAUUUCUCAUGCUUUAAAUACUGUAAGUAUGAUUUUUCGAAAUUUUGUUUUACGUCGAACAAAAACAACAAAAGAUAUACAUGGUAAUUUGAUUAUUAGUCUCCCUCCUAAAGAAAUUAUAACAGAGGAAAUUAUUUUAUCUCCUAAGGAAAGAGAAAUUUAUGAUCUUAUUUAUACCAAAGCAAAACAAACUUUUAUUGAAAACUCAGCAGCAGGUACUAUAUUUAAGAAUUAUAUAACAAUUUUGACAAUGUUAUUACGCUUACGCCAAAGCUGUUGUCAUCCAUCUUUAAUUAAGCAUAGUGCAAAAAAUGAUCUUUUUGAUAUAUUAUUUCAUAAAGAAGAUAUUAAUGAUUCUAUUGAUAUUAAUAAUGACAUAGAUCUCAGAAAAUUAAUUGAACCAUUCAAUGAUCAAAUUACUAAAGAACAAAAUAUUAAUACAUAUACUACUUAUGCUAUCAAAAAUAUUUUGGAAAAAUCAGACAGCGAAUGUCCUAUUUGUUCUGCUGAUCCCAUAAUUGAAGAAGCUGUUACACCUUGCUGGCAUAUGGCAUGUAAAUCUUGUCUUGAACAACACAUAAAAUUUCAAGAAUCCCGUGGGGAAAAACCUUUAUGUCAUAUAUGCCGAUUGCCAAUUGAUAAACGAAAUAUUUAUUAUAUUAUUCGCAGAAAAAACAGUGAUACUGCUAAUCAUAAUUGUCAAGUUAUAUUACGCAAAUCUACAUUCAUUUCUUCCUCAAAAAUAAACGCAUUAAUUAAACAUUUAUUUGCAUUAAAGACAUCAGAUCCUUAUAGUAAGUCUAUUGUAUUUAGCCAAUUUACAUCAUUUCUCGAUCUAAUAGAAAUCUAUAUAAAACGAGAUAAUUUUGAAUUUCUUCGUUUAGAUGGGGGAAUGGCAAUGAAAGAGCGCUCAAUUGUUUUAGAAAAGUUCCGUUCAGAAAAAAAAGGACUAAUUUUAUUAGUUUCUCAAAAAUCAGGCAAUGUUGGUUUAAAUUUAACAGUUGCAUCAUCAGUUUUCAUUCUUGAUCCAUGGUGGAAUUUUACUAUGGAAGAUCAAGCCGUAGACAGGGUGCAUCGCAUAGGUCAAACUUGUCCUGUCAAAGUCAUACGUUUUAUCGUCAAAAACUCAGUAGAAGAAAAAAUGAUACAGAUAUGUAAACGUAAAUCAGCUCUUGCAAAUAUUUCUGUGGUGGAGCAUCAAUCACGUGAGGAAAUGACAAAACAACGUUUAGAAGAAUUAAAAACACUUUUUGAAUAA